Fusarium fujikuroi IMI 58289 is the source of this 1230-nucleotide messenger RNA. Its product is annotated as related to spore coat protein SP96 precursor. Lineage: Eukaryota; Fungi; Ascomycota; Sordariomycetes; Hypocreales; Nectriaceae. The coding region runs from base 1 to 1230 and encodes 409 amino acids. The record is from RefSeq and is a predicted model, not a curated record. The transcript has a single exon.
AUGCCUUCUCUCUUGUCAACCCUCAGCAUCUUAGCUCUCGUAGCUACCCACGUCUCCUCCCACGUCAUCAUGGUCGAACCCCACCCCUUCAACCUCGACACAGAACCCCUCUACCAAACCUGGCCUCUCAGCGAAGAUCUCCCCUUCCCCUGCCAAGGCCGAACCCAACACCCUGAGCAAGUCACAAAGGUAACAGCCGGCACGACCCAGCUCGUCAAGUUCUGGGGCAGUGCCGUCCACGGCGGCGGAUCAUGCCAGUUUAGCGUCGCCUACGGAAAGGAACCCCCCAAGGAUCCCAAGAAGUGGCACACCAUCUACAGCAUUAUCGGCGGGUGUCCCGCUGAGGCGGAGGGUAAUAUCCCUUCCACCGGUACGGAUCCGCAUGGUCGUGCGAAUGGUAAGGAGUGUAGGAAUGAUACAGGCAAGGAGUGUACUAAGCAGUUCAACAUUCCUAUUCCCAAGGAUAUGCAGAAUGGGCUGGCGACGUUUGCUUGGACUUGGUUCAACAAGAUUGGUAAUCGCGAGAUGUACAUGGUCUGUUCUCCUAUUGAAGUCGUAGGCGGAAAGGAUGAUAGUAGCUACGCUGAUACGCUACCUGCUAUCUUCCGAGCUAACAUACCUGGGGAGUGUACCACUGGUGCUAGUGGAAGUGUCAUCAACUUCCCUGAGCCUGGCGACUUCGGUAAGAUUUACGAGCAGGGUACACCUGGAAGUGAGGGUACUUGUGCCAAGGGUGUUGAGCCCAACUUCAAGGAUGAUGCUGCUGCUCCUGAGCCGGAGAAGCCAGCUGAUUCUGGUUCCCCUGCUCCCACUCAACCUAGUGCUCCCGCUCCGGCGCCUGAACAGCCUUCUGCUCCUAUAGAGGGUGCUCCCGCUGCCCCUUCGGCUCCUGUUCAGCCUAGCGCCCCUGCACCCGCUCCCGAACAACCUUCUGCUUCAGCGCCGGCACCUGAACAGCCUUCUAUUCCCGCUGCCCCCUCUAGCAUGGUUACUAUGCCCAGCGCUCCCGCUCAACCCACUGACGCUCCCGCUCCCGUUGACUCAGCCAAGCCUGAAGCCGGCGGUCCCGCUUGGUCUGGUGAGUUUCAGGCCUGUCCCUCUGAUGUCAAGUCUGGCAUGAUGCACUGUUUCUCUGAGACGUCUUGGGGUAUCUGCAACGGAGGCUGGGCUUUUGUGUCCAAGGUCGCUGAGGGCACUAAUUGCAUUGACGGUGCUAUCGCUGCUGAAUAA